GGCUCCGCGAGUCACGUGACGCGGGCCUUUGUUGAUGCGAGAGCGGAACCCGUCCGGACCUCCGAGCGACCCUCCUGGCUGGCCGGCUCCGCAUCGUCGUCGCUGCGCCUGGGCCUCCCGCAGCAGCUCCUCGGACGCGGACGGAGACGCGGCGGCUCGGCUGCUGGGGAUGUGAGAGCGCUGCUGGGGGCGGAGGUGUGCGAGUGGGGGGUCGGCCUGCUCGCCUUUGUUACCGCGGGACUCGCCGGCACCAUGAGGCCGGGCGGCCUGUGACGGGAGCCCGCCUGAACCCGCUGCGAGACUCGCCCUGAAGACGCCCCCGCGCCAUGGCUCCGAUGGUUCCGAUGGUUCCGAUGGCGCCGCGGCUCUCCGGCCUCCUCCUCCUGCUGCUGCUGCUGCUGCUGCCGCGCGCCGCCCGGACCUCCGUCAGCCCCGGCUGCGGCCCCGGCAGGAGCGACUGUCCAGACGCGUCGGAGAAGAAGAGCGACCUGCGAGUGUGUGACGCCGGGACCUGCCGCUUCGGAGGAACCUGCCGCGACAACGGCGCCGACAUCAAGUGUGUGUGUCAGUUCCACUGUCAGAAGAAGUACCUGCCGGUGUGUGGCUCCAAUGGCGACACGUACCAGAACGAGUGCUACCUCCGUCGAGCGGCCUGCAAGAAGCAGAGGGCCAUCAGCAUCAUGUCGGAGGGGCCCUGUUACCAUGAUGGAGGGUCAGCAUCUGGAGACGGAGACGACGAAGGCUCUGGUCGAGGGAAAAAAGCCUCCAAAUGUGGAAACUGCAAGUUUGGAGCCGAGUGUGAUGAAGAUUCCGAGGACUUGCUCUGCAUGUGCAACAUCGUUUGUAACGGACACAAUGACAACCCGGUGUGUGGCGUCGACGGCGUGACCUACGACACGCCGUGUCACGUGAGGGAGGCGUCGUGUCUCAAGCAGCUGAAGAUCGACAUCAAGCACGUGGGCCGUUGUCAAGACAAGAGGAAGGACGACGGCGGGAAGAAGCCGGCGGUGCACGCCGUCUCCAAGUCUGGUGAGGGGCUGGGCCCGGAGGCAAGCCCCGCCCCCUGCCCCGCCGACUACAGCCAGUUCUGCGAGCACGGCCAGUGUGAGAUGGUGCGGAAGCUGCCCACCUGCAGGUGUGUGGCGGGCUACGGCGGCUCUCAGUGUGACCAGCUGCUGGACUUCAACAUCCUCUACGUGGUCCCCAGUGGGCAGAAGCUGCACUACGUUCUCAUCGCCGCCAUCAUCGGCGCCGUGCAGGUCGCCAUCAUCGUGGCCGUGGUCAUGUGCUUCACCAGGAGGUGCAGCAGAGCCAAGCGCGGCCGGCGGCAGAAGCACCUGGGUCACUUCCCGCCCGGAACCUCGUCCAGAAUCAUGUAGCCGCUGGACACCAGGAGAGUCCGGAGCGUGGCGGCGGCCGUGGGGCUGGUGUGGCGAGCCCAGCCAAGAUGGCGGGCGGAGCAGCAGAUUGGACUGAACUCUUUUUCACCACUGGGUUUGCGCCAUCUACUCCAGCCUGAAGUUACCAUUCCAAACCAGCAGGGGCAGCGUGAGGUGUGGGAGGACCUGGAGCAAACCGACUGAACUUGCUAAACAGUAGAGUAGCGACGUGCUAACCAAGUGUUGACGGAUCAUGUUUUUUUAUCUUUGUUUGUACGAGCCAAAGCCAAAUGCUGUUUUUUCACUCUCGGGACGAUGUCACUCCGGAACUGGAUUCCAGCGUUACUGUGUGUUCAUUUCAUGUUUUUCUAAGCGCGGCAGUGGCGGCGUACGUGUCAGUGUCGUGGUGAAACGUGUUAGCGGGCCGCAGGGUCACGUGACCCUGGCGGCGUCCGGUAGUCGUGGCAUGAAGACGUGUUUGUUAGUCUGUUAGUUUCUUCCAAAUAAACUUGUCUCCUUGACUGAG
Molecule: messenger RNA, 1905 nt
Organism: Synchiropus splendidus (mandarinfish)
Lineage: Eukaryota; Metazoa; Chordata; Actinopteri; Syngnathiformes; Callionymidae
Product: tomoregulin-1-like
Exons: 10
Coding region: 327-1379 (350 amino acids)
Molecular function (GO): protein binding
Source: RefSeq, a predicted model, not a curated record